Ornithorhynchus anatinus (platypus) is the source of this 746-nucleotide messenger RNA. It is a transcript of the gene MRPL35, whose product is annotated as mitochondrial ribosomal protein L35. The record is from RefSeq and is a predicted model, not a curated record. NCBI's taxonomy places the organism in Eukaryota, Metazoa, Chordata, Mammalia, Monotremata, Ornithorhynchidae. Gene Ontology annotation, molecular function: structural constituent of ribosome. Gene Ontology annotation, cellular component: mitochondrion; ribosome. The coding region runs from base 17 to 574 and encodes 185 amino acids. Gene Ontology annotation, biological process: translation. The transcript is spliced from 4 exons.
GAGGAGGAGGUGGGUGAUGAUGAUGGCGGCGCGCGUUGUGGCGGCUGCAGGAGUCCUGCGUCCCUUAAGAUUUGGGGUUCCCCUGAUGUGCCGAAACCCCCUCGGCAACCUCCGUCUUAUUUCUGCAGCAUCUCCCCAAUCUCUCAACCCUGUCCGCGCACCGACGGUUUUCGCUGCCUCCAAACUUCUUCCGGCCGUUAGAAAUCUGACCCGCGGCUCUCCUGCGGCCAUCCUGAAAAGCGUAACUCCUGUCGUCCCAAGUCUCCAGCACCAGCCAGUCAGAACCCUAACAUACUGCAGCUUGAGAAAAGGAAAGAGGAAAUCAGUGAAAUCCGUUGUCUACCGAUUUCUCCGUCUGCAUUCCGGCUUGUGGCUAAGGAGAAAGGCCGGUUACAAAAAGAAACUGUGGAAAAAGAAGCCUGUGAGGCGAAAACGCUUGCGAGAAUUGGUGUUCUGCAACAAGACACAGAGCAGACUUCUCGAUAAAAUGACCACGUCUUUCUGGAAGAGACGAAAUUGGUAUGUGGAUGAUCCCUACCAACGUUAUCAUGAUCGUACCAACCUUAAAGUCUAGCCUUGAUAAGUGGAAGCAGUUCUGCUAGUCCCUUGUGUUUUCUCAGUUGUUACUAAAGGCGGACCCAGAAACGAGCGAGAGCACGUGGCCGGUCUAAAUGUCGAAAGUAUGAACUGGUCUGCAAUGCGGGGAUGUGAAGGCUGCCAAUAAACAAUUCAGAUUCUCACUCAAA